Molecule: messenger RNA, 2090 nt
Organism: Schistosoma rodhaini
Lineage: Eukaryota; Metazoa; Platyhelminthes; Trematoda; Strigeidida; Schistosomatidae
Source: the annotation of a GenBank genome assembly
GCGCCCAUGUUUGACUAUUUGUUCUAAUGGAACUGUGUACAACCAUGACCACAGGAUUAUUGUUUCGUCGCCGUCAAUUAGUUUCACAGAUUUUCACUCGGUUCAAUCAUAGUAUUUCAUUCGGCUCUACAAAUCCGAAGAAAAGAGCUCUUGGACAUACGCUCCAACCUUUUGUAUGCAGUAAACGAGUUGUUGUGAAAGCAGGCAAUGGCGGUAAUGGAUGUAUUGCCUUCCGACGUACCUUUUGUAAUCCACAUAGCGGUCCUAGUGGUGGAGACGGUGGAAAUGGUGCUCAUGUAAUUUUCAAAGCUGAUAAAAAUGUAUCUGAUUUAUCAAAUAUACCCACAAUUAUACAAGGUAAUGAUGGUGUAAAUGGUUCAAUUGAUGAUUGUCAUGGAGCAAAUGCUGAUCAUUUAUAUCUACAGGUUCCGAUAGGUACACAGAUUUUUUCUAUUCAUAAAAAUUCUGUUGAAAGUCCAAAUCAAACAUCAAAUGAUACUACUACUACUACUACUACUACUAAUAAUAAUAAUAAUAAUAAUAAUAAUAAUAAUCAAUCUAUUAACUUAGUUAAAACGUUAAACGCAGAUGGUGAUAUAUUUCUAGCUGCACGUGGUGGUGCCGGUGGUAAAGGCAAUACAUUUAUGACACAUGCAACAUUAGCAACAAAUUCAUUAAAGUUACCUAGUCGUAAAAAUGCUCCAUUACGUGUUGCUGAAUAUGGUGGUAAAGGUCAAUCGUGUGAAUUCAUUUUACGAAUGUCAAAACUAGCAGAUUUAGGUUUUGUAGGAUGUCCUAAUGCAGGAAAAUCUACAUUAUUAAGAAGUUUAACAAGAGCUAGACCUAAAGUUGCACCAUAUCCAUUUACUACAUUACGACCACAUAUUGGAAUGUUACAUUUUCCAGAAAAUUAUAAUCUCACUUCAGCUGAUUCAGUAGAUGAUGAUCAUAAUCCCGAUAUAUCAAGUCGAACUCAUUCUAUCGCUAUUGCUGAUCUUCCAGGUCUUAUUCAUGGUGCAGCUGAAUAUGAUAAAGGUUUAGGAAUUGAAUUUUUAAGUUUAAUCGCUGAUUGUUCCAUACUAGUUUAUGUCAUUGAUUAUGGAACAUUAUGGUGUAAUUAUGGUGUAAAUCAAUUGGAUGAAAUUGAAAAUGAACUCACUGAUCAAUUAUCUAUGCUUUAUUAUGAAGUGACAACUUAUGAUAGAAAUCUUUCCAAUCAAGAUAAAUGUAUUAUACUAGGUAGUAAAUUAGAUUUAAUUUUUCCAAAUAAAAUAGAUUCAAGUGAAUCAAAUGUUAAUAAUACAGAGGAAAAUGUUCAACUUUUUAAAAAAUUACACCAUAUAUUGUAUAAAGCUGCUUGUUCGGUUACUAUCAUUAAGGAUACACCAGAAAGUAUAGAUCAAGUAAUGCUUGUUUCAGCCAAACGGGGUGAUAAUAUUCUUCACUUGGCAUAUAAACUUUGGAAUUGUGUACAGAAUUUAAAAGAUAAAAAGAACUAAUUUUGUUCUCUGUAUAGUUGUACAUUCUUACAAACAUAUUUUUUGUAUGAAAUGUUUAUUCGAUCUUUCCUAUGCAAAUACUAUUGUAUAAAAAUGACUAUGAAUCUUAAUUAAAAGGGAUUUAUACUCAACUUUUGUAUUUUAUUAACUAUUAAUAAUUAAAACUACACUUGAGUGCUCUCACUAUUUAAAUUCUGAGGAUCGUGGAUUCAUUCACGUUAUACCGAGGUCUGACCGAAUUAUACUGAAGUACUUAGUAAGUCUAAAAUCAUUGGGUUGUUUAUCCAACGUAUUCGAGAUCAGCGAUCAUUAGUACACAAGAUUAUCAACUUAACCUAACUCGUAGCAGUUUGUCCACGUAGCGACUAAUUCCUCUUUAUUUGACUCUAAUAAAUGUUCCGUUAACUGAGUAUUACAAGUAGACCAAUUCUUUUAGUAGUGCUGUGAAUUCACUCGAGAAUAUUCAAAAGCCAGAACACCAGCUGCAGGGAUAGUAUAUUAUUAAUAAAUGAUAAAAUCCGUAAGCACACAGGGAGAAAUGUGUGUGUGUUAAAAAAAUCCACAUAUAUUUGUGUGGAUCGGUUUCCAGAG